Prorocentrum cordatum is the source of this 1399-nucleotide messenger RNA. Lineage: Eukaryota; Dinophyceae; Prorocentrales; Prorocentraceae. The record is from the annotation of a GenBank genome assembly.
GUACGGGGCGCAGGCGCUGGGGGCUACAGUCGUGGCGCGGGCCGCCGCGCCGAGCUGCGGGGCCUGCUCGCCACAGUUGGCCUGCCCCGCACCUUCGACCGUCUCCUGCCCCGCCUGCGUCUGCGCGGGUGCGGGCGGGCACGUGGUCGAGCCCUCGUGCCUGGGCCUCGUCUCGGCCUACGCGGUGGCCGCGCUGACUGUCGGCCUCGCCGUCGGUACCGUUGGAGGUCCGAGACGCUCGAGCCCGCGCCCCAGCGUUGCAGUGAUGGCGGGCAGUUUCCACGUGCUGCGCUACCGCGUCGGUGGUGUACCCCUCUGGCACGAGCGCCUCGUCCUCGGCGUCAACGGGGGCCUCGCCUACAUUCUCACUCCCGACUUCGACGACUACGACGAGCCCAUCGUCGUCGGCCCCGGCGUGCGGGCGAUCAUGCAGCUUGCGGGCCAGGGCGACACGCCGCCAGCCCUGGCGGGGGUCGCGGUGCACCGCUUCCGCCGCCUCCCGACGGCCGCGGGGCUGUGGGCGGCGGUCGCUCGCUCGGUGGCCGCAGGUUACCCGAGACCAGCCGACCCUCUGCCGCUGGCGCUCGCGGCGGGCAACGUCGCGGGCGCCCCGCCUGGUCCCUUCCCGCUGGCGGACCCCGCGGCGGCCGCCGCCCUGCCGCCUGCGGCCUUGCCGCCACCUCCUGGCGGGGGAGGGGUGGCGCCGCCUGCGGGGGCCGCGGUCCCUCUGGCGAUGCCCCCUGCGGCCGCCGCCGCUGCGGCGGCCCCUCUCGGCGUCGCCCCUGGCGUCGCUGCGCUGGCCGCCGCGCUGGGAGCCGUCCCGCCUGGGCCCGUGGGGGUCUUGCCGCUGGUGCCAGCGCCUGCAGUGGAGGCUGCGCCUCCUGCCGCCGCCCCUGCGGCGCCCGCCCCCGUUGGCGACUUCAGGGUCCUCCCGAUGCAGCUCAACCCGAGGGGCGAGCGAGAGAGGAGGUUCGGUGAGACGGUCAACGCCCUCUCGGGGACGCCUGUGCAGGGCUGGUGGCUCACCUCGAUGGCGUUGCCCGACGAGGACGAGUACGCGAAGCUCCACCAGACCCUAUGCCGCGUCCUGGACCUCGCCGUCGUGUACGACCAGCUGCAGAUCGCCGAGAUGGCCUCGUUCGAGGUCGUCGCCCGCCAGCUCCAGCUCCUGGAGGAGCGGGUGUACGAGACGCGAUCGGCGCCUCCGAGCGGCGCAGCCCCCAAGGCCAAGGCCGCGGCCAGAGGCGGCGCCUCAGCUGGACCCUCCAGCUCGCCUGAGACCAGCUACUUCCUCGGCGCAGGCGUCUCAAAGGCCAACCUUUGCAUCUCACCAAAAUUGCUGGAGUACAUGGCAGACCAGAUGAAGGCGGAGGCCGCCAUCAGCAAGGAGCGCCGCAAG